Molecule: messenger RNA, 2772 nt
Organism: Ricinus communis (castor bean)
Lineage: Eukaryota; Viridiplantae; Streptophyta; Magnoliopsida; Malpighiales; Euphorbiaceae
Exons: 2
Coding region: 603-1940 (445 amino acids)
Source: RefSeq, a predicted model, not a curated record
UCACUGAAUAAAUACCCUCUUUUUUCUUUUUUCUUUUCCUUCUUGAGGUUUCUGUUCUUGAUAUUAGUUUCUUUGUUCUUUGUCCUAGAUUCUUGCCUUCAUUUCAGGACAUUGUUUAAUUCAAAGUUAGAUAGUUCAUCUAUCUCUCUCAACUUUCGAGGCUGCUUUCUCAUUAGCUCUUCUGCUUGCAGAUAAGUUGCUUUGGCUUCUCUAUUUAUAUGAACAUUCCAGGAUUAAUAUUCGUUGUGUUGGUUUCUCUUUUUUCUUUUUCUUUUUUGUUAAACAUAUUGGUGGAUUUGGACUUGGAACUGGGUUAUCUUGUUGCAGUUUCUGUUUGGGACUUUGAGCCUUUUAUUUUGAGUUUUAGAGAAAAGGUCACCUUUGGAAAAAGGAUACAUCUUUGAUUACCUUAUGCAUAUGCUUGAGGAUAUAAAUAGAUGGAGAAUUUGUUGAGUUGCUUCUAAAGGCAAAAAAGAGAAAUGGGUACGGUUUAUUCUUGCUUUUUGAUUUCUACAGAGCUAAACCUGUAAAGGUACAUGUCCUAAGGUUUUAGGCAAAUGAGUUUAUGGGUCUGAUCUAAAUUGUUGUGAAACAAUAAAAAUAUGGAAGGGAAUUUGUCACAGGGAAAUAUGCUUCCAGGUGGGACUCCUUUUGGAGGCCUUGACUUGCAAGGAUCAUUGAGUGUUCAUCAUCAAACACAAUACCAGCAUGCUGUACACCAACCACAUCAUGUUCAUCGACAAGGCUCCGCUAUUCAUCCCUCUAUCCGCGAGGGUUUUCCCCUAACCAUAGGAACCAUGAAUAACUCUGAUCAAAACAUGUCCUUGACUAAUUACAAUACGGGAGAUAAGGGAAAAAUUUCUACUAGUGAUGAGGAUGAGCCAAGCUAUAGUGAAGAUGGCGUUGAUGGUCAGAAUGAAGCUAGUAGAGGGAAAAAGGGGUCACCUUGGCAGCGGGUAAAGUGGACUGAUAAGAUGGUGAGGCUUUUAAUAACUGCUGUUUCUUAUAUAGGUGAAGAUAUGUCUUCGGAUUGUAAUGGUGGAAUUAGAAGGAAAUUCGCAGUUUUACAGAGAAAAGGCAAGUGGAAACUAGUCUCAAAGGCCAUGGCUGAAAGGGGUUUCCAUGUUUCACCUCAGCAAUGCGAGGAUAAAUUCAAUGACCUUAACAAAAGGUAUAAAAGACUUAAUGACAUACUUGGGAGGGGCACUUCUUGCCAAGUUGUUGAGAACCCUGCGCUUUUGGAUGUUAUAGAUUUUUUAACAGAGAAAGCAAAAGAUGAUGUUAGGAAAAUAUUGAGCUCGAAGCAUCUCUUCUAUGAAGAAAUGUGCUCGUAUCACAAUGAUAAUAGAUUGCAUCUGCCUCAUGAUCCAGCAUUGCAGCAUUCCUUACAGUUGGCUCUUAGAAGAAAAGAGGAUCAUGAUAAUGAUGAUAUGAGAAGGAACCAGCAUGAUGAUCUUGAAGAAGAUGAUCAAGAAGUGGAAACUGAAGAUCGUGAUGAAGUUGAGGAUAAUCUUAUUUCACGGAGAGAUGGCAAGGGAAUAGAUGGGGCCUUAGGGGGCUCAAUGAAAAGGUUCAGACAUGCCCAGGGACAUGUAGAUGCUUGUUUCAGAAUUUCAUCUCAAGAUAAUGUCAAAGGCUCCUAUUCUCAUUUGCAGAUUCCUCAAGUUGAUAUAAAUCAGAUGUCAUCUGAAAGUACUAGAGCAGCUUUGUUACAGAAGCAGUGGAUGGAAUCUUGCACACUUCAGUUAGAAGAGCAAAAGCUCCAAAUUCAACUUGAAAUGUUGGAGCUCGAAAAACAGCGAUUUAAGUGGAAAAGAUUUAGCAGGAAAAGGGAUCAUGAGCUAGAAAAGCUAAGACUGGAAAAUGAGAGGAUGAAGCUUGAGAACGAGCGAAUGGCACUGGAGCUGAAGCGCAAAGAAAUGGUUGUUGAUUUGACUUAAUUGUUGGCUGUGGUCAGAAAAUGUUAAUCACAACAGUGGGAUUUGCAUGAAACACUACUUUCAGUUACGAAGCAGAAGAAGAAAAGGAGCAGGAGAGGCCAAUUACAGUACACUGCAGUGCAGCUCUUGUUCUGUUGUUUAUUCAUCCGUUGAUAGCUUUGUCAGGAAGACACGGGCACUGGAGCUUAUUGGAACAGAACCUUAAAGUGUGCAUCCUGUAAUCUUGUAGAUUACCAUCUACAAUUCAUGCACAACUCUGUUUUGCACUGGAGAUAUUGGUGACAUCUGAUGCCUGCUUUAUCACAUUCUUUCUGUAAAGCUGGCGAUAUGUUCAGUUCUUAUGUUGAAUAUUUUGCUGCUACUGAUAACCUGGUAUAUUAAUAAGUUGAAUUAGUAUGAAAAACAGCAGGGGAAAUGAAGGGUCUUGUAGCUGUUCUCCAUUUUGGGCUGACAGUUAUAACCUACAAUAUAGCUUCUCUCUGGAGGAGAUAGAGAAGAAGCUGACUAAACAUUGAAACUGACUGUUCAGAGGAAAACUAGACAUGAUUGUCCUGCUGCUAUUUUGAUGAGAUGGCCACAGCCUGAUUUUAUAUAAGCAUGACAAAGAGGCAUAUUCUUUUGGGCAUCAGAGUCUUGGGCUACAGCUUGACCUGUAAAUGAAAGUUGAGCAUAAUGCCAGUUAAAGGGCCAUCUGGACAGGAGAUAAAGAAAAGGGGUGGGGGGGAGGAGAAAUCAUUCUUUUUGACAAUUCUGUUUCUCACAUCAUGCUUCUGUUGAGUUGAUUUGAUUUGAUAACCAAUAAUAACAACCUAUGAAAUUGUGUUCCUUAUCU